Messenger RNA from Sceloporus undulatus (fence lizard), 5654 nucleotides. RefSeq names its product neogenin 1 (gene NEO1). The record is from RefSeq and is a predicted model, not a curated record. The transcript is spliced from 29 exons. Bases 344 to 4774 code for a protein of 1476 amino acids. Gene Ontology annotation, biological process: cell-cell adhesion. Gene Ontology annotation, cellular component: membrane. Gene Ontology annotation, molecular function: protein binding. NCBI's taxonomy places the organism in Eukaryota, Metazoa, Chordata, Lepidosauria, Squamata, Phrynosomatidae.
UCUCUCGCGCGCUCCCGAAAGCACUCUCGCGAGCGAGGGCGCGCGCCGCAGCAAGAUCCAGGCUGUUGCUCCUCCCGCUUCAGAAGCAGCAGCAGCGGCAGCAGCAGCAGCGGCGGAGGCUCCCUUCUGCUGCUCUGUGAGGAGAAAAAGGAGCCUGGGCAUUGGGACUACGGCGGCGGCGGCGGCGAGGAGGACGAGCCCCGCUAUUCCGCCUGCCUUCGGUCUUGCCCUUCUCACCUGUGACUGAGGCGCCCCCGAAGGGAGGAGGAGGAGCAGCAGCAGCAGGAGCAGCGGCGGCGGCGGCGCCUUCUCCUCCUCCUCCUCCGGGGCUCCUGCCUCGGCGAUGGCGGCGGAGGCUCCUCGGCGGCGGCGGCGGCGGCGGGUGCUGAGUCUGGUGCCGUUCCUGGGCUGCCUCUGGCUGCUGCAGCCCGCCGCCUCUUCGUCUUCUUCUUCUUCCAGGAGCAGCAGCAGCAGCAGCUCCUCCUCGCCUCAACAGAACCCCCCGCCGGCCGCAGGACCCAGUGUGAGGACCUUUACUCCAUUCUAUUUUAUUGUGGAGCCCAUGGACACACUGUCAGUUAGAGCUUCUUCUGUUGUACUAAAUUGUUCUGCCUAUUGUGAAUCAUCUCCAAAAAUUGAAUGGAAAAAAGAUGGGACUUUUUUGAACUUGGGGUCAGAUGACCGACGACAGCUGUUACCAGAUGGAUCUCUAUUAAUUAAUAGUGUAGUGCAUUCGAAGCACAAUAAACCUGAUGAAGGGUAUUAUCAGUGUGUUGCAACUGUGGAAAGCCUUGGGACCAUUGUUAGCAGAACAGCUAAGCUCACAGUAGCAGGGAUGCCAAGGUUCAUUGCUCAACCAGAGUCAGCAUCUGUCUACAGAGGAAACAGCAUAGUUCUUAACUGUGAAGUCAAUGCUGAUCUAGCACCCUUUAUACGGUGGGAGCUAGAUCAUCAGCCACUCUUUCUGGAUGACCGUGUCUUCAAAUUGCCAAGUGGAGCUUUAAUUGUUAGCAAUGCUACAGAUGAGGAUGGCGGAACAUACUGUUGUAUUAUUGAAAUCGGUGGUGCUCCCAAAUACAGUGAUGAAGCAGUGAUUAAAGUUCUUCCAGAAUCUGAAAGUCUGUUAGAUCUGGUGUUCCUGAGACAGCCCUCUUCACUUACCAAAGUGACUGGGCAGAGUGCAAUUUUGCCAUGUGUUGCUGCAGGCAUUCCCACUCCUUUUAUCAAAUGGACAAGAAAUGAAGAAGAGCUUGUCACAGAAAGUUCUCAAAAAUUUUUACUGCUGGCUGGGGGGACUCUGAAGAUAAAUGACAUCACAGAAGAUGAUACUGGAACAUACAUCUGCAUUGCAUAUAAUGGGAACGAAACAAUUGAAACUCAAGCUGACCUUACAGUACAGGCUCCUCCAGAGUUUCUGAAGCAACCUUCUAAUAUCUAUGCUCAUGAAUCCAUGGACAUUGUGUUUGAAUGUGACGUGACUGGAAAGCCAGCUCCAACAGUGAAGUGGGUUAAGAAUGGAGAUGUGGUGAUCCCUAGUGACUACUUUAAAAUUGUAAAUGAACAUAACCUACAGGUUUUGGGUCUGGUGAAAUCGGAUGAAGGAUUUUAUCAGUGUAUAGCAGAAAAUGAUGUGGGAAACAUACAGGCAGGAGCCCAGCUGAUAAUACUUGAUCAUGAUGUUGCCAUCCCAACAUUACCUCCCACUUCACUGACCAGUGCCACUACUGACCAUCUAGCACCAGCUACAACUGGACCCCUGCCUUCUGCCCCUCGAGAUGUUGUGGCUUCCCUUGUCUCUACCCGCUUCAUCAAGCUGACCUGGAGGGCACCUGCAUCAGACUCACAUGGAGAUAAUCUCACCUACUCAGUGUUCUACACCAAGGAAUCUAUAAACAGGGAGCGUGUUGAAAACACAAGUCAUCCUGGGGAAAUGCAAGUGACAAUUCAAAAUCUAAUGCCUGAGACCGUGUAUAUUUUUAGAGUGGUAGCUCAGAACAAACAUGGAGCUGGAGAAAGUUCAGUACCCUUGAAAGUGGCAACACAACCUGAGGUUCAGCUUCCUGGCCCAGCUCCUAAUAUUCGGGCAUAUGCUAAUUCCCCCACAUCUGUCACUGUCAGUUGGGGAACACCUUUAUCUGGAAAUGGUGAAAUCCAGAACUACAAGCUAUACUACAUGGAGAAGGGGACAGACAAUGAACAGGACAUUGAUGUUGGAGGUCUUUCCUAUACCAUCACUAGUUUAAAAAAAUAUACAGAAUAUAGUUUCCGAGUUGUGGCAUACAAUAAACAUGGUCCGGGAGUUUCUACGCAAGAUGUGGUUAUUCGAACACUGUCAGACGUUCCCAGUGCUGCGCCCCAGAAUUUAACUUUAGAAGUGCAAAACUCUAAGAGCAUUUUGAUGCAUUGGCAGCCCCCUCCUGCAGGAACUCACAAUGGACAAAUUACUGGUUAUAAAAUUCGCUAUCGAAAAGUGACUCGCAAAAGUGACGUGAUGGAGAGCAUUGUUGGGACUCAACUUUCCCAGCUGAUUGAAGGUCUGGAACGAGGUACGGAGUACAGUUUUCGCAUUGCUGCCUUAACUGUCAAUGGCACAGGACUAUCUACUGACUGGAUAUCAACAGAAACAUUUGAAAGUGACCUUGAUGAAUCACGUGUUCCAGAAGUUCCAAGUUCCCUACAUGUCCGACCACUUGUAACAAGUAUUGUUGUGAGCUGGACGCCACCAGAAAACCAGAAUAUUGUGGUCAGAGGAUAUGCUAUAGGUUAUGGUGUCGGCAGUCCUCAUGCACAAACCAUCAAGGUGGAUUACAAGCAGCGAUACUACACUAUUGAGAACUUAGAUCCUAGUUCCCAUUAUGUCAUAACUCUGAAAGCAUAUAACAAUGUUGGCGAAGGAAUCCCACUCUACGAAAGUGCAGUGACCAGGGCCUAUACAGACACUUCUGAAGUUGAUUUAUUUGUUGUUAAUGCUCCGUACACUCCAGUGCCAGAUCCCUCCCCCAUGAUGCCACCUGUGGGAGUUCAGGCUUCUAUACUGAGCCAUGAUACCAUACGAAUCACCUGGGCAGACAACUCUCUGCCAAAGAAUCAGAAGGUCUCAGAUGCCCGUUACUACACAGUCCGCUGGAAAACCAACAUUCCCGCAAACACAAAGUACAAGACUGCAAAUACAACCACCUUAAGCUUCUUAGUUACUGGCCUAAAACCAAAUACCUUGUAUGAAUUUUCUGUGAUGGUGACAAAGGGCCGAAGAUCAAGUACUUGGAGUAUGACAGCACAUGGAACUACCUUUGAACUAGUUCCAACUUCUCCUCCAAAGGAUGUGACAGUGGUGAGCAAAGAAGGAAAGCCUCGAACUAUCAUAGUCAACUGGCAGCCUCCAUCUGAAGCCAAUGGCAAAAUUACUGGUUACAUAAUUUACUACAGCACAGAUGUCAACGCUGAAAUACAUGAUUGGGUCAUUGAACCAGUAGUAGGAAACAGACUGACCCAUCAGAUUCAAGAACUGACCCUUGACACGGCAUAUUAUUUCAAAAUUCAAGCUCGCAAUUCCAAGGGCAUGGGUCCUAUGUCAGAAGCUGUACAGUUCAGGACACCUAAAGCUGAAACUUCAGAUAAAAUGUCUAAUGAUCAAGCAUUGGGGUCUGCAGGAAAAGGAAGCCGACCAGUAGAUGUUGGGACAGACUAUAAACCACCCAUGGGUGGAAGUAACAGCCCCCAUGGAAGUCCUUCUCCUCUGGAGUACAAUAUGCUUCUGGUCAUUAUAGUGUCUGUGGGAGUAAUCACCAUUGUGAUAGUAGUGAUUGUUGCUGUUUUCUGCACUCGGCGUACCACUUCUCACCAGAAGAAGAAGCGAGCUGCUUGCAAAUCUGUAAAUGGGUCUCACAAAUACAAAGGGAAUUCCAAGGAUGUCAAACCCCCUGAUCUUUGGAUUCAUCAUGAGAGGCUAGAACUGAAACCCAUUGAUAAAUCCCCAGAUCCCAAUCCAAUUAUGACUGACACCCCAAUCCCACGAAAUUCCCAAGAUAUCACACCAGUUGACAACUCCAUGGACAGCAAUAUUCAUCAAAGACGGAACUCAUACAGAGGACAUGAGUCAGAAGAUAGCAUGUCCACACUUGCAGGAAGGAGGGGAAUGAGACCAAAAAUGAUGAUGCCAUUUGAUUCUCAACCGCCUCAGCCUGUGAUUAGUGCUCAUCCCAUCCAUUCCCUUGAUAACCCCCACCAUCAUUUCCACUCCGGCAGCCUCGCUUCUCCAACCUGCAGCUAUCUUCAUCAUCAGGCAAAUCCAUGGCCAGUUGGCACAUCCGUGUCCCAUUCAGACAGGGCUAAUUCCACAGAAUCUGUUCGGAAUACACCUAGCACAGAUACCAUGCCAGCGUCUUCCUCUCAGACGUGUUGUGCUGAGCAUCAGGAGCCAGAAAGUACUACAGGAUCUUAUCUGCCUGGUAGUCAGGAAGAGGAGACAGGCCAAAAUCUCCCUACUGCCCAUGUUCGUCCUUCUCAUCCUUUGAAGAGCUUUGCUGUGCCAGCAGUACCACCCACUGGGGCAACCUUUGACCCUGCCUUGCCAAGCACACCUUUAUUAUCCCAGCAGGCUUCUAGCCAUCCAGUUCAUUCAGUGAAGACUGCAUCAAUUGGCACUCUGGGGAGAACUCGGCCUCCUAUGCCAGUUGUAGUCCCAAGUGCUCCUGAAGUUCAGGAAACUACAAGGAUGCUCGAAGACACAGAAAGUCAAAAUGAAAAUGGAAUGGGGACAUCUCAGUUUUUGUAGUAACACAAUCCAUCUAAUAACUGUGGCUUUGCUACCAUGACCAAUAUCAGAAUUAUUGGACAUGGUUCCUUCCCCCACUUCCCUCCUGAAACAAUGCAGCUCAUCUUGUCCAGUAACCCUGUUAAAUCUCCUGCAGAAUUAUGAACCGGAUGAGCUGACCAAAGAGAUGGCCCACCUGGAAGGACUAAUGAAGGACCUUAAUGCAAUCACAACAGCAUGACAGCCUUCCCCAAGAAAUGACUCCAGAGCCUGUUUCACAGGUCUUGGGACUUAGCCUUGGAGCACAAGGAAAUGUACAAAGACUAGGGGACAGCACAAGAAGGACAUGCAACCAGCUACAGUGCCAAUGCUGGUUAACUAAGCGACUUUUCUGUUCAUUGCCCUAAAAUGAACCUAUUGGAAAGUUGGAUUCUACGUCUUGCUGAGAUGACAUAAACAAGAGAUGAGGGCGAUGCAUCAGGCUGAUGAGAUCCAGCAUCCAGACAAAGAAGUGGGCUUAACGUUAAUUUGAGUCAGGUUUUGUCUCAGUGCUGUGACCUGCCCUGAUUUUUCAGUGUUGGACAUUUGCAUUUAUGUACAAUUUUGUUUGUGUGUUUUUAUUUUAUUGUAUUUUUUUAUUAAAACAUGUAAUCAGAUUAAAAAAAAACCAAUUUGUGUUGUUUCCCACAGCCUAAACGGAUGUUUGACUGCUUGUUCUAUUGUGUACGGGAAUUCAUUGCCAGUGUGGGUUGUUCCGUUUUUUGUUUUUUGUUUGGGUUUUAUUUUAGUGUGUGUAUAGUUACAUCACUUUCCGGCAGUUAAUCCAUGGCCUUGGGGAUGCUGCAUUGCUAUUUGUAAGCUUUUUUAUUUUUAUAUUAUAAUUAUUAAAAGCCUGACUAGA